AAUCUCUCAAUAGAGUUCAUGGGGCGUCCAUCUCUAUUACGGACUUUAAUAAAGUCGAUAAGCAAGGAUGGGCAAAGUAUGGUUGAAAAAUAUAGAAGAGAGCCUAAGGGGAACGAAAAUUUUCCUCUCACUCGCAGGGUUGGGGUUUGUCUUCAAAGGGCACCUCCCAUACGUAUCCGCAGUCAUUGCUAACAAGUUGGUAGCCUUGUGCCUCCUUGGGUACUCCAUCUAUCAAUACUUGGAUCAGAUAGAGAAGGUAUCCAACAUAGUCCAUCAUGCCAUACUCACCUUGGACGUCUGUAUAGCUCUAUUCAUAGGUUACAUAUACCGUGAUGUGUUCAAAUUUCUCCUGAAUGAUCCUAGCUCGAGUUACCACUACGAGAGUGAAAUGAUGUCUAAAAAGAUGGAAGAAGUCAAAGAAGUUGUCCGUACGAACUAUAAGGAUAUGUUCAAAUACAUCGUAUGGAGCAUGGUCUACCUCCUCAUGCUGAUGAACACCCUGGCGAUCUGCCAGAGGUACUUCAACAACGAAGAUAUCCUCUUGCUCUUUCCUUGCUACUUCCCUUUCACCAUUGACAGCUACCCGGUCCAUAUCGCCGUCUUCAUAUGGCAGGAGUGCAUCGUGUUCUAUAUAGGCAUCAUGGUCUUCUCUUCCCUAUUCUUCUUGCACUGCAUCUACAGUCAUGUGGUGACCGAAAUAGACAUACUCAAGUUUGCAAUGAACAACAUAGAAGAGAGGGCAUAUGAAAUGGCUAUGAGUCAAAAAUAUUAUGGUGACCGAAUUGUUCAGCCAGAAAUAUUGAGCCGAUGUUAUGUCAAGUGUACUAGAAUGUGCGCCGAGCACCAUUCCGCUAUAAUUAGGUAUUUUCAUAAAGGAGAAUUGCUUAUAGAGAUUGUGUAUUUUGUUAUUUUCCUAACAGGCCUUGUUGUCUGUACUUGUACAGGAUUCGCCUUGAUUUCCGAAAAUACAUCACUCAAAAUAAAGUUUGUUGGAAUAACAUUUAUUCAAAUAAUUUUCCUAUACAUUAUGUGUUGGUUAGCAGAAGAAACAGCAGAGCAGAGCCUGUCAGUUGGGGACAUUGUUUAUGUAAUGGAAUGGUACAGGUUACCCAAGGAAUGCCAGACUAUUUUAAUGAUAAUGAUGAUCAGAGCCAACAAGCCAUUGCUUAUGAGAAUGCUUACGGGACAAAAAGUGGAUUUGGCAGCAUAUAUGGCAUUGAUCAAGGCAUCGUAUUCCUACUUCAACAUGAUGUUGGCAACUAUGCAAUAAGUUAAUUUAUUAUAUUAAACAGCCC
Nezara viridula (southern green stink bug) is the source of this 1295-nucleotide messenger RNA. The record is from the annotation of a GenBank genome assembly. NCBI's taxonomy places the organism in Eukaryota, Metazoa, Arthropoda, Insecta, Hemiptera, Pentatomidae.